CAAAGAUAUUUUGUUCUCUUCCCCCCCCUAAAAAAAAUCUAGCCAUUGCUUCUCAUAUAUCUUCUCCGUCUCUUCUUCUUCUUCAUCUCCUCAUCGGCAUCAACGGUGCCCAUAAUUCUUAGCCGUAUCCUUUGGAAUCGAUUUCCGAUGUUGAGAUUGUAGCUUGUUCGAGAGGAUCGUGGGGAGAAACAGAGAGAGAUCGUAGGGAGGAGAGAGACAGAGAUUCGGAGAUGGCUUGCGAAGGAGGAUCCAACGUUGGAUCUAGCUACUACAAGGUGCUCGGGAUUCGCCAGGAUGCCUCCUUCUCCGACAUUCGUACCGCUUAUCGAAAGCUCGCUCUGAAAUGGCACCCGGAUAGAUACGCGAGGAAUCCUGCCGUCGCCGGAGAAGCUAAACGCCGGUUUCAGCAAAUCCAGGAGGCUUAUUCUGUUCUCUCUGACGGGGGCAAGCGAUCAAUGUACGACGCCGGAAUAUACGAUCCCAAUGAUGAUGAUGACGAAGAUUUCAGCGAUUUCAUGCAAGAGAUGAUCUCCAUGAUGAACAAUGUCAAAGACGAGCAGGGGGAUAGUUUGGAGGACCUACAACGGAUGUUCGUGGAGAUGGUUGGUGGAAGAGACGGCGUGAGAUUUGACUUCAACGAGAGUCCAACGGGCACCAAGCGACCACGUGUCAACGAAGCAAGGGGUAACCGAGCAUAGCGUUGAUGUGUUGCGUUGUAUCUGAUAAUAACUCCUUUAAUAUCAAUAAUCCAUCUCAUUUUCUCCUCAGAUUCCAAAAAGAUUUAUUCAUAUUUAUUUUACA
This is a messenger RNA of Tarenaya hassleriana, 801 nucleotides long. Its product is annotated as dnaJ homolog subfamily B member 6-like. The transcript is spliced from 5 exons. The coding region runs from base 231 to 698 and encodes 155 amino acids. NCBI's taxonomy places the organism in Eukaryota, Viridiplantae, Streptophyta, Magnoliopsida, Brassicales, Cleomaceae. The record is from RefSeq and is a predicted model, not a curated record.